AUGGAAAUCAUCAUGGGCCUAGGCCUCGCCCUGCCGGUAGUCACCACAACCGGCAUCUCCGUCACAACCGGCGUAGCCCAAGGCGUGAGCGAGCAAAAGAAACAAAACGCCGACGCAGCCAACCAAACACGCAUGCUGAAAUUCCACCUCGACGUCCGCGUCGACGACGACUCAUCACAGCAGCGGAAACCCAACAAAGACGCCGACUUCAACAACUACAUCGUCACCCUCCGCAACGACAAGCUCUGGGUCGAGGCGAAGAGCCCUAUAACGCGAUUACCGGAUAAUGUCGCGCAUCAUCCGUUUACGGGGUUUUAUUUGGCGUACCCGGACAACGACAGGCCGUACACGCGCGGACUGGUGAGCACCAUCAGCGUUGAUCCGCCGAUGCUAAACUGGAUCUACAUCGACAAGGACACGCUGGAGGCCAAGUACGCCAGCCGGAGCGGGAGUAUUGCGCAUCAUGUAGGCAGCUACGAUUGGACGAGUGAAGAGGGGGACGAUUCGUGUAUUACGUUUGAUGAGUGGGAGGGGUUUUUGGCUGUGGAGGAGGCGGAGGGGGAGUGGGCUUUGUACUUUGAUGUGGAGGAUGAUGGGUUGAAGGGGGUGAGGAAGGGGAGGCGGGCGGUGGAGGUUAGUCUGGUUAGGAGGGUGAUUAGCGAGCAGGAGACGAAUAAGUGGGGUUUGGGGAGCGAGGGGAAUAUUGGGUUCAAGAAGACGAGGGAGGUGUGA
Neohortaea acidophila is the source of this 732-nucleotide messenger RNA. RefSeq lists its product as uncharacterized. The record is from RefSeq and is a predicted model, not a curated record. The transcript has a single exon. Lineage: Eukaryota; Fungi; Ascomycota; Dothideomycetes; Mycosphaerellales; Teratosphaeriaceae. The coding region runs from base 1 to 732 and encodes 243 amino acids.